Messenger RNA from Pseudophryne corroboree (corroboree frog), 4132 nucleotides. RefSeq names its product oocyte zinc finger protein XlCOF6-like. Gene Ontology annotation, biological process: regulation of transcription by RNA polymerase II; embryo development; urogenital system development. Gene Ontology annotation, molecular function: DNA-binding transcription factor activity, RNA polymerase II-specific; RNA polymerase II transcription regulatory region sequence-specific DNA binding. The coding region runs from base 260 to 2641 and encodes 793 amino acids. The transcript is spliced from 6 exons. Gene Ontology annotation, cellular component: nucleus. The record is from RefSeq and is a predicted model, not a curated record. Lineage: Eukaryota; Metazoa; Chordata; Amphibia; Anura; Myobatrachidae.
GAUCCGGCCCUGGGUAGACACCUAUGCUUCCAGCAGGGGUUACAUAGUAGUGAAGAAGACAUCCGAUGAGUGUGAGGCACCCAGCAGCCACCGCAUUGUGUCAGGAGAACGGAGCAGAACCCAAAGCCUCAUCCCGGUGCCUCCACCUCACUCACUGAUACAUCAGAAGAUCCUGGAAUUCAACAACAAGAUCAUUCAGCUGGUGACUGGAGAGGAGGAGGAGUAUAUAGAGGAACACAGGGGUCUGUACAAGGACGUGAUGAUGGAGAAUCACCGGCCCCUCACAUCACUGGAUGGACCCAGUAACAGAGAUACCCCAGAGAGAUGUCCCCGUCCUCUGUAUUCCCAGGACUGUACAGAGGAGAAUCACAGGAUCCCACAGGAGGAUCAGGUUGAACGUCUGUCUGAUAUUAAAACAGAAGAUAUAGAGGGAGAAGAGACGUAUGUGACUGAUAUAAAGGCAGAAGAUAUAGAGGGAGAAGAAGAGACGUAUGUGACUGAUAUAAAGGCAGAAGAUAUAGAGGGAGAAGAAGAGACGUAUGUGACUGAUAUAAAGGCAGAAGAUAUAGAGGGAGAAGAAGAGACGGAUGUGAGGGGUGAUCAGCAGUGUAAAGAGGAGGAGAUCCCUACAGAUAUCAGCACAGCAGAUGGACACACAAGCAGGAAUAUCUCAGAAGGACAUCUAAUGUUAUCCCCGGACUGUGACAUAAAAGAUAAUGACAGUAGACAGGAUUCUCCAGGGGCUAACCCCAUUACCCCAAUUAUACAUCCAGCUCUAUCAGCUGGUCCCUCUGAUCCUGGGAAAUGUUCUCCUGAUCACUCUGAUAUUGGUGCAUCUGUUACAGCUCUGAGAGUAGAUACAGUGUUUCCCUGUUCUACAGAUGCCAAAUGUUUUACACAGAACACAAAGCAACAGACAGGUAUGACAGGUGAAAGGCCAUUUCCAUGUUCUGAGUGCGGGAAAUGUUUUACACAGAAUUCAAAACUUGUUACACAUCAGCGAAGUCACACAGGUGAGAAGCCAUUUUCUUGCUCUGAGUGUGGGAAAUGUUUUACACAAAAAUCAGCUCUUGUUAUACAUCAGAGAAGUCACACAGGUGAGAAGCCAUUUCCAUGUACUGAGUGCGGGAAAUGUUUUACACGGAAAUCAAAACUUGUUACACAUCAGCGAAGUCACACAGGUGAGAAGCCAUUUCCAUGUUCUGAGUGCGGGAAAUGUUUUACCCAGAAAUCACAUCUUGUUACACAUCAGCGAAGUCACACAGGUGAGAAGCCAUUUUCUUGCUCUGAGUGUGGGAAAUGUUUUACACAGGAAUCGCAACUUGUUACACAUCAGCGAAGUCACACAGGUGAGAAGCCAUUUUCUUGCUCUGAGUGUGAGAAAUGUUUUACUACAAAAUCACAAUUUGUUACACAUCAGAGAAGUCACACAGGUGAGAAGCCAUUUCCAUGUUUUGAGUGUGGGAAAUGUUUUACACAAAAAUCAGCUCUUGUUAUACAUCAGAGAAGUCACACAGGUGAGAAACCAUUUUCUUGCUCUGAGUGUGAGAAAUGUUUUGCCCGGAAAUCACAUCUUGUUACACAUCAGCGAAGUCACACAGGUGAGAAGCCAUUUUCUUGCUCUGAGUGUGAGAAAUGUUUUGCCCGGAAAUCACAUCUUGUUACACAUCAGCGAAGUCACACAGGUGAGAAGCCAUUUUCUUGCUCUGAGUGUGGGAAAUGUUUUACUGAGAAAUCACAUCUUGUUACACAUCACAGAUGUCACACAGGUGAGAAGCCAUUUCCAUGUCCUGAGUGUGGGAAAUGUUUUACCGAUAAAUCACAAUUUGUUAAACAUCACAGAAGUCACACAGGUGAGAAACCAUUUCCAUGUUCUGAGUGCAGGAAUUGUUUUACUCGGAAAUCACAUCUUGUUACACAUCAGCGAAGUCACACAGGUGAGAAGCCAUUUUUUUGCUCUGAGUGUGGGAAAUGUUUUACACAGGAAUCACAUCUUGUUUCACAUCACAGAUGUCACACAGGUGAGAAGCCAUUUUCUUGCUCUGAGUGCUGGAAAUAUUUUACCAAGAAAUCACAUCUUGUUACACAUCAGAUAAGUCACACAGGUGAGAAUCCAUUUCCAUGUUCCGAGUGCAGGAAAUGUUUUACACACAAAUCCGCUCUUGUUAUACAUCAGAGAAGUCACACAGGUGAGAAGCUGUUUUCUUGUUCUGAGUGUGGGAAAUGUUUUACACACAAAUCAGAUUUUAUUAAACAUGAGAGAAGUCACACAGGUGAGAAGCCAUUUCCAUGUUCUGAGUGUGGGAAAUGUUUUGCACACAAAUCAGAUCUUGUUAUACAUCAGAGAAGUCACACAGGUGAGAAGCCAUUUUCUUGUUCUGAGUGUGUGAAAGGUUUUACCAAGAAAUCACAACUUGUUACACAUCAGAGAAGUCACACAGGUGAGAAACCAUUUCCAUGUUCUGAGUGUGGGAAAUGUUUUGCACACAAAUCAGAUCUUAUUAAACAUGAGAGAAGUCACACAGGUGAGAAGCCAUUUUCUUGCUCUGAGUGUGGGAAAUGUUUUACACAGAAAUCACAUCUUGUUACACAUCAGAGAAGUCACACAGGUGAGAAUCCAUUUCCAUACUCUGAGAAAUAAAUCAGCUCUUGUUGCACACAAUAGACCACUUAGGUGAGAAACCAUUUUAAUCUUUUGGAGUAUACUCAUCAUUGCCAUGCGUUGUUCUUCAAGGUUCUUAUCCUAUCUCCUAUACUUUUUGCAAUAUACAUGCUACCGCAAGGUGAAACAAUCAGAUGUCAUGCCCUCAUCUACCACUUCUAUGCAGAUGACCUGUCUUUUGCUCUGGGUGCUGAGAACCCAAUACCAAUCCUAAAUGUCUAGCUGAGCUCCAGGUGUGGGUGAUGCCAGUUGGCUGUGACUCAGUACUGGUGAAACAGGUCCUUAUGAUAGAAGCUCACAAACAAAUGGCAGGGCUACAGCUCCGCUUUACCUACCAACCAGACUUACGCUUGUGGGUUCAGAGUUACAAAAUGCGAAUCAUGUGCGGAAUCUUGGUGUCCUGGAUGGUGGAGUGACACACAUCGGGUAUCGGCCACAAUCAGAUCCUCAGGAACAUAGCCAGACUCCAGCACUUUUUUCCCUCAGAAGAUCUACCUACAGUCAUACAUACACUUGUACCAUCACACAUAGAUUACUGCAAUGUCCUCUACCUGGGUCUCCCAGCAAAAGAAUUGCACCGCUUGUAGCUUGUACAGAAUGCAGCAGCCAGGCUGUUACCUAACCAGCCCGUUCCUGCCAUAUAACACCCAUUCUCUGCUCCCUUCACCGGCUGCCUGUAAAAUGGUGACUCUAUUACAUAAUCUUACUGACUCCCAAUCCUACAUGAUCAGGGUUCAUGCUACCAGAAACAACUUCUGCCUCCUUACUGCCCUGGUUACUUCCAUCUGCAGAUGAAGGACUGUUACCAGCAGUACCAAGAAUCCCCAAGAAGUGCCGAGAUGUCAGGGGGGAGACAGGGUGGGUGGCAGUAGUGGGGGGAGACAGGACGAUGGCAGCAAUGCAGUACCAGGGGCUGCUGGAGGCAGUAAAGAGGUGUAUGGGUCCCGCACAGAAUCAGUUGAUAAUUAAACUUAAUGAUUAUGCUUCCUUAUUUUUAAUUAAUCCCUUGUAUGUGUUACUGUUAUUUGCUGUGUCAGUCUUUAUGUGUGUUCUGUGUAAUAAUCCUGAAAGUAGCGCUGCUACCGAUCUCAUAUCAUUUGUGGUAACUUGGAAAAGAUGAGAUAUGAGGUGCACUCUGGAAGCUUAUAGGGGGUUAAUCAGAGAUGAACGCAGAUGUGACAUCAUGCAGCCCCCCGGAAGAUGGUCCCGGCCCGUGUUAGCCCCUCAGUGAUAUGACCGCAAUGUGUGUGUCUGCGCGGCCGCUGCGUAUGUACAUUUUGCCACCAUGAGAAAACUGCUGAAUGACCCCCAUAGGCUGUUGUUCAGAGUAAAGAUUUUUUUAAGUUUAAAAUAUAGACAAAAAUGUGUAUUAAAGAUAUGAAAUAAAGUAUUUUAAAAGUAAAAGAUUUCUGGUGCCAUUUUGGCUAUGUCCAAUUUUGACAGCUCAUUUAAAUAGUGGGAUGAUAUUAC